This is a messenger RNA of Hordeum vulgare subsp. vulgare (domesticated barley), 700 nucleotides long. RefSeq names its product plastocyanin, chloroplastic. Gene Ontology annotation, cellular component: chloroplast thylakoid lumen. Gene Ontology annotation, molecular function: copper ion binding. The record is from RefSeq and is a predicted model, not a curated record. The coding region runs from base 87 to 554 and encodes 155 amino acids. The transcript has a single exon. Lineage: Eukaryota; Viridiplantae; Streptophyta; Magnoliopsida; Poales; Poaceae.
CUAGCUUUAUCUAUCCUUACUCUUUUCCAGCCACUUAACACUUGGCUAGGCUAGCUCUCCUCCUCUGCAGUACGUAGCAAGCAGCCAUGGCCGCCCUCUCCUCUGCAGCCGUGUCCGUCCCUUCCUUCGCCGCCGCCACCCCCAUGCGCAGCAGCAGAAGCAGCAGGAUGGUUGUGCGCGCUUCCCUGGGCAAGAAGGCCGCCAGCGCGGCCGUGGCCAUGGCCGCCGGCGCCAUGCUGCUGGGCGGGUCCGCGAUGGCACAGGACGUGCUCCUGGGUGCCAACGGCGGCGUGCUGGUGUUCGAGCCCAACGACUUCAGCGUCAAGGCCGGCGAGACCAUCACCUUCAAGAACAACGCCGGGUACCCGCACAACGUGGUGUUCGACGAGGACGCCGUGCCCUCCGGCGUCGACGUCUCCAAGAUCUCCCAGGAGGAGUACCUCAACGCCCCCGGCGAGACCUUCUCCGUCACCCUCACCGUCCCCGGCACCUACGGCUUCUACUGCGAGCCCCACGCUGGGGCCGGCAUGGUCGGAAAGGUCACCGUCAACUAAUGAAGCUACCAAUUUGGGUCGAUUGAUCGCUCAAAUUGGACGUGUCGUGCAUGCAUCAUAUUGAUUAAUUGUACGCUAUAUGUAUGUAUAUGUUUUCUACUCUACUCUACUCUACUCUAUAAGAUCGAUGAGGCUCUUCGUGAUAA